AUGAUUGAGAAAAGGAAAAAGCGAAGACAAGCCGGUGAUUUGCAAUCUGAUGAUCAUUCUUGGAGACCUAAGGCAGAAGAACUUGAAAUCACUCAGUACUUGUUAAAAAAGCUUCCUAGCAAGGACGGUCGUCUUUCGGGUAUGAUAGUCCGGACGUUUUGUCCAAACGAAGCUGUGGAUGUAUUGAUGGAAUCGCCUUGGGCCAAAGUACAACCAGCCCAUGUAAAAUCGAAAAACCCAAAGCCCAGAUUAUUUGAUAAUCAGGCAGCUGCCAUUUCCUACUUGAAUAACUUGUUACAGAAACAGUUAUUUCGACGGGCGAUUCGUGUGAAGAAAAAGUCUGUUAUCAAACGCCGCGAUGAAACGAAAGUUACUAAGAUCAAAUCGAAGAAACUUGGCAGUGAAUUGAAGGCGAAGGAGAGCUGCGAGGAUCCAGCUCAACCAGAG
This is a messenger RNA of Dicrocoelium dendriticum, 447 nucleotides long. The record is from the annotation of a GenBank genome assembly. Lineage: Eukaryota; Metazoa; Platyhelminthes; Trematoda; Plagiorchiida; Dicrocoeliidae.